GCAUUUAAGUACCACACACACUAGCUGUUUGUGGUCAAAAAGCGAUCUGGCAAAUUCUUGGAGGGAAAGGGGCAGUAGAAGCUAGUGGGCACAGGAGUCAGCUGGUACAGCCUCUGACUUUACUUUCUAGACCUUAAAUGCCAGAGGCUGCAAGUGGGAGAGGAACAGCGGGGGGGGGACCCUUGUCAUACACAGUUCACCAUCCUUUUCAAUAUUUGCUUUCCAUCAUUGUGUGACACACGUCUAUUUGUUACACCACGAGGGGAGCAUGGGCCCAUCAAAUAAAACUAAAAGCCUUUCUUACUGUGUGAUGCAGGAGACUAGGCAAGGCAGACCCAUGGUCUGACCCCAUAACUGGCAAUUCUUAUGUUCCAUGGCAAGAGGAAACAGGUGCAAACAGCUGUAAUACUUCUCUCUCCCCUCCCCUGCCCUCCUUUCAGGCUAUGUGGAAUGGAAACUCAAGCCACCUGCAGCCCCAGCUCUAGUCCUGGAUAAGGGCCAGCGGAGGUAUGCUUUGGGAGAACUUCCUUGUAAUUCAAUACACUUUACAGCUGAGGCCUAAUUACACCAAAAAGAUGGUGUUUAUGCCCUACAACUGUCUCUGGGAAUGCAUUUGUAUCAGAGGAGAUUGGAUUAUGCAGGUCCUAUAGCACAUUGUAAGAGAACCAUUUUCCCUUCCACAAAUUGUUCAGUACUUUAUGAAGAACAUGGUAAUCCGGGCAUCUCUCAGGAACUGGUUUCAGUUAUUUUAUGUCCACAAGUUUCCUGCAGCUGGCUUCAGAACUACAGCAGAUGGAGCGAUCAUUCUACAGUCUGUUUCUAAUGACAUUUACCAAAAUCUGGCAGUGGAAGACUGGAUUCAUGAUAACAUGAACUUGGAGAACAGGCAGGUUCUGUUUCUCUGGAGGAAUUCACCUACUGUGGUGAUUGGGAGACACCAGAAUCCCUGGCAGGAGUGUAACCUCAAGAUGAUGAGGCAGAAGAAUAUAAAACUUGCCAGAAGAAGAAGUGGGGGAGGAACAGUGUACCAUGAUCUAGGUAAUAUCAAUUUGACUUUCUUCACAUCCAAGAGAAAAUAUGAGAGAAUGGAAAAUCUAAAACUGGUUGUUAAGGCUCUCAAAUGCCUGAGACCACAGUUAGAUGUACAUGCUACUGAUAGGUGUGACCUCUUGCUGAACAGGAAUUUUAAAAUUUCAGGGACUGCUGCCAAGCUAGGAAGAACUGCUUAUCACCACUGCACCUUACUCUGCAGUGCAGAUAGAUUUCUUUUAUCUUCUGUGCUAAAGAGCCCUUACAAAGGUAUAAAAAGUAAUGCCACUCCUAGUGUGCCUGCCUCAGUGAAAAAUCUCUUUGAAGAGGAUCCCACAUUAACUUGCCAGAUAGUUAUGGAUGCCAUUGCUGCAGAAUAUGCCAUCUGUCAUCAAAUUGAUCACCGUGUCACCCUCAUAAAUCCAACUGAUGAGACUGUGUUCCCUGGAAUUAAUAAUAAAACAAAAGAACUACAAAGCUGGGAGUGGAUAUAUGGCAAGACACCAAAGUUUAGUAUUAGCACCUGCUUUAACAUGGUGUAUAAACAUUCUUUCCUUGAAGUUAAAGUAGAUAUGGAUAUAAAGCAUGGAAGAAUUGAAGUUUGUAAUAUUAACUUGCCAGAAGAAUGGCUGCCACCCGCACUGUGUGGUGAACUAGAAAAGAACCUAAUUGGCAGUAAGUUUUGCCCGAGUGAAAUGACUGCAUUAGCAAGUGCUCUGCUAAGAUCAUGUCCACAAGACUAUGAGGUGCACAGGAGGUGGAAUCUGUUAUGUGAGAACAUGACAACAACACUCAUGUGAUUUUCAUAAUGAAAAUGCAAGCUAUUUUUGCUGCUGAUUCUGGGUGAUUAAGCAUGUGAAAAAUAAGCUGUAUUUUCACUAGUUUGGAAGUUUAUCUUCUAGCACUAAGCUUGUAUUGAAGUAAUUGUAUCUUUACUUCUUCAUUGUUCCGUUGAAAUCUUGGAGUCCAGUUCAAGGCUGAUUACUCCCUCAUUAAAUGGUUCUUAAAACUAAAUUGCUACACUACACUAAUUUCCAUUACUAAAGGUCUGGUAUCUAUUUAGGGACUCAAGACCAUGAAGAAAGUAUUUUUAAGCAGGUCAGUAUUAUAAGACUUCAGAGAAAGUGACUUGGAAAACUAUAUUGGACUUGGACAGAAUGACAAUUUUCAUUUAAAAAAAGACUUCUAAAGCCACUAUUAUAUCUUAUGAAGUAGUAUUGUGAGAGCAAGCCCCAAGAUUUAUUUCAGAGUAAUUUCUGAUCACUUGAAAUGCAUAGAGUAUUCCACGUUGUCUGCCUUUUAGUUCUAAACAAGAAAUUUUGCAUACCAAUAAAUAGGCCACAAAACUGUGACCAGCUCAGAUGUACUGCAGAAUUGGUUUUAAGUCCUGUUUAUGAUCAGCUCAGACAGCAAGAAAACCACUAUGUGGUGGAAAGCGACUGAACCUCAGUUAAGGAAACCAAAUAGGUUUAAAUCCUGUCCUAUAUUUGAAGGAUAUCUGCCUCAAAACUGGACUACACACUUAGGCAGCCUGAUCAAAUAUGGCAUAUUGAUUUUAGUUAUUUUCCUUUUUACAGGUAUAUGAUACACAUAUUUCUGUUAAUACUGAAAGAGGGAUUCACAGAAUCGGACAGCCCCUUUAAAGGCUUAUUUAAAGGAAACUGUAUCACCACUACCAGUUAGAACCUCACAGAAAAUUUUGCACAAAUAUUUUAUUGACUUUUGCCUCCCUCUAAAACAGGGCAGGGAACUCUAAAAAAAAAAA
Messenger RNA from Gavialis gangeticus (Gharial), 2794 nucleotides. RefSeq names its product lipoyltransferase 1 (gene LIPT1). The record is from RefSeq and is a predicted model, not a curated record. Bases 699 to 1829 code for a protein of 376 amino acids. Gene Ontology annotation, cellular component: cytoplasm; mitochondrion. Gene Ontology annotation, biological process: protein lipoylation. NCBI's taxonomy places the organism in Eukaryota, Metazoa, Chordata, Crocodylia, Gavialidae. The transcript has a single exon. Gene Ontology annotation, molecular function: lipoyltransferase activity.